AUGCAGCCGGGUCCAAACUCUCGAGAGUCGACCUUUCUUUCCCCGCCGCCGCCGACGCCGCCGCCGCUGCUGCUCGCCGCCUUGUCCUCCGUGUCUCGUGUGGGGCCACCCUCGAGCCGACAAACCUCGAGGCCCCCCCCCAACCCAAGGACGGGGCCCGACGGAAGGGGCCCCGGCUGCUGCUCACGACUUGCAGCUUCCCGACCGACAUCCGCUCACGCCCCUUCGGGUAUACCACCCCCUGGACAAGUCCCUGUUGUCGGCAUGGUCGGCCUGAGACUGGCUGGCCCUCCUCCUGGCCCGGAUACAUAG
Molecule: messenger RNA, 312 nt
Organism: Purpureocillium takamizusanense
Lineage: Eukaryota; Fungi; Ascomycota; Sordariomycetes; Hypocreales; Ophiocordycipitaceae
Exons: 1
Coding region: 1-312 (103 amino acids)
Source: RefSeq, a predicted model, not a curated record